Messenger RNA from Phyllostomus hastatus (greater spear-nosed bat), 1469 nucleotides. It is a transcript of the gene FAM227B, whose product is annotated as family with sequence similarity 227 member B. The transcript is spliced from 15 exons. The record is from RefSeq and is a predicted model, not a curated record. Lineage: Eukaryota; Metazoa; Chordata; Mammalia; Chiroptera; Phyllostomidae. Bases 1 to 1440 code for a protein of 479 amino acids.
AUGGAAGAACCUCCCAGGAACAUUGAAGAAUUCUUAAAGUCUCAAAAUUGGGAUUAUUGGCCAAGGGAUGUCCUUUUUGAAGAUAAUGAUAUAUGGGAAUACACUCUGAAUAAAAUAAAAGAAGAUUGUUCAUUUGCUUCAAUUUAUACACAUCUACAGGAAAAUAUCCCUCGAAUAUAUGAUGCCCAGUUGAUCAUGGAGUCAAGAUUACAGGAAUGUUCAACUCUUUUGGAGAACCAUGCUGCUAAAAUAUUUGAGUUGCACAGCAUAAUUUUAGAGACAUGUUCUCAAGGAACAUUGGAAAAAUACAAGGCAUUUCUAAGGAAGUACCAUAAGAAAAAGAUGAUAAUGCUUUCAGAUGGCAUGGAGACAAAGAAGAAUAUAGAGGGUUGCAACUUCUCUGGAUUCAAAUUAAAUGCGCUUACUCAACUACCCAGAAAAUUGGAUGCCAAACGAAUUUUUGUUUUUAUUUUAAAAGCCCAAAACUUUGAUGAAAAAGCUCUUAAAAUGUGGAAGACUCAUUUUCUCUCAGAUGCCUCUAUUGCUCUUUUGCAUGAUUGCUUUUGGUGGUGGUUUCUCCAUAAAUUUAAGCCUGACAGAGAAAAUCAAGAUUUCUUGUUUGAUAGAAUCUCAGAAAGUUACGUGAGACUUUUUGUGAGCAUACCUCUAAGUCGAAAGGAUGCAUUCUUUCAGGUGUAUCCUGAUUGUUUGGCACAAGCUAUCUGUACAACAUUCCAGGAAGCAUUUCCAGAAUCCAGUGAUCUCUUUAGUGAUGUAUUUAAAGAAGAUCUAGGGAAUAACAUUUUUCUUUGGUUGUCAGGUUUGAAACCACGAAAAGGAUUUUGGACCCACUGGAAACUGCAAGAACUGUCAGCAACAACUCUACAUGGUACCAAAAGAGCACCUUUAAUCUCUGUAAAGGACAGGAUAGCAAGAAGUCAAGAACGUAUAACAAACUAUAUAGACUUCAAUAUGAUGAAAAUUUUAAAGAGCCCAACAGCACAUACAAUGUCCAUAUCCAGAGAAGAAUCAAGAUUACCAAAACUAACAACAAAGUCCCAUUAUAGUAGCAUUGGUCCAGAGUUUAACCGUGUGCUCUUCAAUUUUGGAGGUCAGAGUCCACUGAUUUUAUAUUAUCUUAAGAUGCAUCAGCUAUCCGGAAUUCCUCAAACCUCUAAACAAACCAAGGUUAAAUUCACUGAAAUAUCACGAGAACCAUCACCUGCUCCAACUUACUGUGAUAUUAUAAAGGAGGCAAAGAGACAAUUCGAAAGGAAUCAAAAGGAUUUCAGGAUACUCCAAGCAAAGGCUACCAAGAAGCCUUAUGAAGUUGAAGCUGAGUUUCACAAGUUUCUACAUAAACUGCGUUAUGAAGUUCAAGUUGAGAGAGACUUUCUGGCAUCACCAUCAUCAGCAUCAACAACAGAAGACCACCUAUGAGGAAGAACACUAAAGAGAAAUCAGAAAUA